AUGUCUCUCCCUUCGAAAAUGGGUGCCGGCGGAGGUGGUGGGCUCUUCAGCCGGAACCAGUCGGGCAACGUGCCCACCAUGCGAGGCCUGGUAUCCUUCAUCGCCGACCUGAGAAAUGCGCGUGCCCGCGAGCUGGAGGAGAAGCGCAUCAACAAGGAAUUGGCAAACAUACGGCAGAAGUUCAGAGACGGCGGGCUGAACGGCUACCAGAAGAAGAAAUAUGUCUGCAAGCUCUUGUACAUCUACAUCUUGGGGUGGAACGUCGAUUUCGGACAUCUCGAGGCUGUGAACCUCAUCUCGGCCUCGAAGUACUCGGAGAAACAGAUUGGAUACCUCGCCGUCACACUAUUCUUGCACGAGGAGCACGAGUUAAUACAUCUGGUUGUCAACAGCAUACGGAAGGACCUGCUGGACCAUAAUGAGCUCAACAACUGCUUGGCGCUGCAUGCGAUUGCGAAUGUUGGUGGCAAGGAGCUGGGAGAAUCCCUCAGCGCAGAAGUGCAUCGACUCCUCAUUUCGCCAGCCUCAAAAGCGUUCGUCAAGAAGAAGGCAGCACUAACCCUACUACGAUUAUACCGAAAACACCCAGGCAUCAUACAACACGAAUGGGCGGAGCGGAUAAUAGCGCUCAUGGACGAUCCAGACAUGGGUGUAGCACUCUCCGUUACGUCGCUAGUCACCGCCCUCGUCCAGGAUAACACCGAGCAGUACAAGGGUAGCUACGUCAAAGCGGCCAACAGGCUGAAACGGAUAGUAGUCGACAACGAAUGCGCGGAAGGCUACUACUACUACAAGGUCCCAUGUCCGUGGAUACUGGUGAAGCUCUUGAAGCUGCUGCAAUAUUACCCACCUCCUGAGGAUUCUCAUAUUCGCAAACUCAUCCAUGAAGCCCUGCAGAAGAUCAUGGACUCGGCCCUCGAGAUGCCCAAGAACGUCCAACAGAACAACGCACAAAACGCGGUCCUCUUCGAAGCUAUCAACCUCGUUAUCCACCUCGACACCGAACAAGAUCUCAUGGUACAAAUAUCACAGCGUUUAGGGAAAUUCAUCGCGUCAAGAGAGACGAAUGUACGGUACCUCGGUUUGGAAGCAAUGACACAUUUGGCAGCACGGUCAGAAACGCUGGAUCCAAUCAAGAAGCACCAAGCAAUCAUCAUUGGCUCGUUACGGGAUCGAGACAUCAGUGUGCGGAGACAGGGACUGGACCUACUUUACAGCAUGUGCGAUCCGACCAACGCCCAAGCUAUCGUGAACGAGCUCUUGCGCUACCUACAAUCGGCCGACUACGCGAUACGAGAAGAGAUGGUACUCAAGAUUGCUAUCCUGACAGAAAAAUAUGCGACCGAUGUACAGUGGUAUGUGGAUAUAUCGCUACGAUUGAUUGCCAUGGCAGGAGACCACGUUAGCGACGAAGUCUGGCAACGAGUCAUCCAGAUCGUGACGAAUAACGAGGAGCUGCAAGUGUAUGCUGCUCAGACAAUCCUACAGUACAUCAAGUCAGACUGCCACGAGACACUUGUCAAGAUUGGCGGAUACCUGCUUGGAGAGUUUGGGCAUCUGAUCGCGGACAACAAGGGCUGCAGUCCGAUCGAACAGUUCUUGGCUCUGAGCGCAAAGAUGCGAGGAUGCUCAGGGAGCACAAGGGCGAUACUGUUGUCAAGCUACGUCAAAUUUGUCAACUUGUUCCCCGAGAUCAAGCCGCAGCUACUGCAAGCAUUCCGCGCAUACAGUCACUCGCUCGACUCUGAGCUCCAGCAAAGAGCGUGUGAAUACCUCACACUUGCUACGAUGCCAACCGACGACCUACUACGAACCGUAUGCGACGAGAUGCCACCUUACCCAGAGCGAACGUCAGCACUGCUGUCGCGAUUACACCAGAAGCACGCUACUACUAGUGACAAGCGAACAUGGCUAAUCGGAGGUAAAGAUGCAAACGCUGAUAUGAAAGAGUUUGGUCUUGCGCGACAAAAUACAACCGCCGGCUCUGGCGUCAAGCGAAGUUUCACAGAACCCGUGCAAAAGCCUGGCAAUCCAGUUGCGACAAAUGGCGCAAAUGGAGUCAAGUCUAUCUCAAGUGAUCUAGACGGACUGGACCUCAAUAUCGACCCGAGCAACUCCGCGGCUCCUAACCUUGCCAGUGCUGCUCAUCUCAGUCCGGACUGGGAAGUCGGGUACACUCGAUUACUGCUUCGUGGUGAUGGCAUUCUGUACGAAGACCAACAGAUACAGGUUGGACUACGGACAGAAUACAGAGGGCAACUUGGUGCUUUGAUUUUCUACUUCACGAAUAAAUCAUCCUUCCCGAUGGGCUCAUUCACGACAUCGCUCGACAACCGAUCCGCCGAAACUCUAAAGACCGACGUCAAAGGCCUGCCAGACACGACAAUAGCACCAGAGGGCCAAACGCAACAAACGAUCAUGUUCGAGUGUAGGAACGUCUUCGUAGAGCCACCGACGUUCCGCAUAUCAUACCUUGCCGGCGCGCUACAAGGUCUCACACUCCAACUCCCCGUCCUGCUUCACAAGUACCAAGAAGGAGCGGAACUAAGCGCAGAAGACUUCUUCAAACGAUGGAAGCAAAUCGGAGGCGCGCCACGAGAAGCGCAACGCAUUUUCGGUCUGGUCAACAAGAACCGGACUAUGAACAGCGACUUUGUCAAGAAGGUCGUCGCAGGCUUCAAGUGGGGCAUCGUUGAUGGCGUCGACCCGAAUGGAAAGAACAUUGUUGGCGCAACGGUGCUGCAUACAAGUGAGGGCGGGAAAUUCGGUUGCUUGAUGAGGCUGGAACCGAACUUUGACACUCAGAUGUACCGCAUCACGAUCCGCGCGACAGACGAAGCCGUCCCACCAGUGCUCAUCAAGGCCAUGGAAGACCGACUGUCGCAGGGCAUUGAGGGCAUGGCCUGA
Parastagonospora nodorum SN15 is the source of this 2907-nucleotide messenger RNA. RefSeq lists its product as hypothetical. The transcript is spliced from 4 exons. Gene Ontology annotation, molecular function: clathrin-cargo adaptor activity. Gene Ontology annotation, biological process: clathrin-dependent endocytosis; intracellular protein transport. NCBI's taxonomy places the organism in Eukaryota, Fungi, Ascomycota, Dothideomycetes, Pleosporales, Phaeosphaeriaceae. The coding region runs from base 1 to 2907 and encodes 968 amino acids. The record is from RefSeq and is a predicted model, not a curated record. Gene Ontology annotation, cellular component: AP-2 adaptor complex; membrane coat.